AUGGACUCCGUACUAGAAGAAAUUAACAGGAUUUAUUAUGAUCCAUCUAAUCCCGCUGGUUUUGGUAGUAUUGAUAAAUUAUCAAAAGCCAUAAAGGGUAAAAUGAAUAAAAAGCAAGUAAAGGAAUGGUUAAAAUCACAAGAAACAUACACAUUACAUAAACCCAUUCGAAAAAAAUUCCCGCGUAAUAGGUACAUUCUAUCAAAUAUUAAUGAACUGUGGCAAGCUGAUUUAAGUGAUAUGCGAACUUAUUCUCAAUAUAAUGAUGGUUUCAAGUAUAUACUUUGUAUUAUUGAUGUAUUUAGUAAAUAUGCUUUUGCAAGACCAAUGAAGAAGAAAAACUCAGAAACAACUAAAGAAUGUUUUGAAAGUAUAUUUACUGAAAGUAAUUUAACACCUACUCACAUACAAUCCGAUAAAGGUACAGAAUUUGUUUCAAAAGAUGUACAAAAAUACUUUAAAUCCAAAAAGAUUAAUUACUAUACCACUAACAAUCCUGACAUUAAGGCCAGUAUUGUUGAACGAUUUCAAAGAACACUAAAAAUGAAAAUCAAUAGUUCAAUGGAAUACUUUCCUGAUAACAAGACCACAAAUUUUUCAACGAAAUUACCAAAAGCUAUAAAAUUAGAAGGUGAAUGGUCGGUUGGAGUUGUCGAGUUUCAAUAUCCAUGUACCAUGUUUACUGUUCAAGACCAUGAAAAUGUUAUAUACAUUACAAAAUCUAUGUUAAUGCCUAAUGAAGAUAAACCAUCCACAGUGUACUACAAAAAACAUAUUCCAGCUACCAACUAUGAUAACGUUGAGCAUAUUUUAAGAGUGUUAAAUGGUAUCGGAGAGAACUUGAAAUUUCGCUAUGAUGAAAUAACAAAAUUUGUGUCUAUUUCGGUAUUGGAUAAAAAUAUAACAUCCGUAACAUUAUCACCCAAAUUAAGUUUACAGCUAGGUUAUGAACCAAAUAAAAAUCUCCUAGAGAGAAAUUUUGGAAAGUGUCCUGCUAAUUUACACUUAGGGUUACCAUCUCAACUAUUUCUAUAUUGCGACAUUAUCGAUCCUCAGAUUGUGGGUGAUGUUAUGACUCCUUUAUUAAGAGUCAUUUCAUUAGAUCCUACAAAAUACAUUUAUGGUGCAAAUAAAAUGCACGUUUUCUCUCAACAUCACUACUUACCUGUUAUGCGAAGAGAGUUCGAUACGUUGGAAAUAGUUAUAAGAUCGAGUACAGGACAAAAAAUACCAUUCCAGUUUGGAACCGUGUGUAUUAAACUACAUUUCCGAAAAUUAUAA
Messenger RNA from Parnassius mnemosyne (clouded apollo), 1281 nucleotides. The record is from the annotation of a GenBank genome assembly. NCBI's taxonomy places the organism in Eukaryota, Metazoa, Arthropoda, Insecta, Lepidoptera, Papilionidae.